Messenger RNA from Photinus pyralis (common eastern firefly), 1725 nucleotides. Its product is annotated as cytochrome P450 6k1-like. The transcript is spliced from 5 exons. The coding region runs from base 111 to 1610 and encodes 499 amino acids. Lineage: Eukaryota; Metazoa; Arthropoda; Insecta; Coleoptera; Lampyridae. The record is from RefSeq and is a predicted model, not a curated record. Gene Ontology annotation, molecular function: iron ion binding; monooxygenase activity; oxidoreductase activity, acting on paired donors, with incorporation or reduction of molecular oxygen.
CAUUUUGAGUGCGCACUUAUUACUUAUUGAAGAAUUAUACACCAUUCAACGAAUAUUGUUGUUGGGAUAGGUACCGGUAGCAGUGUUUUUGAGAUAGGAAGCAGCGAAAGAUGUAUGCACUUUAUGUACCAUUGAUUUUAUGUUUAUUGUUGGCGUAUCUCGCGUGGAAGUAUCUAAAUGGAUGCUUUAAAUAUUGGCAGAAGUUAAAUGUACAGUACGUCAAACCUGUGCCAUUUUUUGGAAAUUCGUUUCAAAUAUUUACAUCUCAAGUGACCAUUGGGGAGCUAUUGGGUAACCUGUAUAAGCAAUUUGACGCCGCAUUCUUUGGAAUGUAUAUGCUUCACAAACCAGUGCUAGUAAUAAGGGACCCCGAGUUAAUAAAAAAGGUACUUGUAAAAGAUUUUCACCACUUUCAUGACCGUAGCGUACUCUACGAUGAACAGUGCGACGCGAUAGCUUCGAAUAUGCUCUUCUUUUCCAAAAGUCCUGAAUGGAAAUUAAUUCGAUAUAAAGUAACUCCCUUAUUUACAACGGGAAAACUGAAGAACAUGAUGGAUUUGUGUAAAGAAGUCGCAAACGAUAUGGUAUCGUAUCUGCGCAGCUACGACACUACGAACUGUAUUGAUGCCAAAGAACUUGGCGGAAGAUACGCAACGGAUGCUAUAAACAGCUGCACUUUUGGCAUAAAAACGAAUAGCUUUAAAUCGGACAAAGUAUCGUUUUAUCCGAUGUGCAAAGAGAUACUUGAAUUCGAUUGGAAAACUGGUUUUAGUCAAGUUGCAUAUUUCAUAGCGCACGGAUUAGUUAAGACCUUUAAGUUGCGAUUUUUUGAUUACCAGACCUCAAAUUUACUAAGGAAGGUUUUUUGGGAUACGCUGAAUGAAAGAGAGCGCACAAAAAUUGUCAGACACGACCUGAUAGAUGCGAUGAUAGGUUUCAAAAAUAGUCCCAACCUAACCGAAAGUUUCCAGUUUGAGGGCGAUCGAAUAUUGUCAAUUGCCGUACAAGUUUUUACCGCCGGAUUUGAGACGAUUGGUUCGACGGUAUCGUUUGCUUUAUACGAACUAAGUAUUCAGCGUGACAUUCAAGAGAAGCUCAGAUCGGAAAUUAACAGCACUUUUCUACAAUACGGCAGUUUCGAUUAUCUAGUAAUAAAACACAUGCGAUACUUACACAUGGUAGUUCAGGAAACUCUGCGAAAGUAUCCAAUACUGCCUUUUCUAGAACGAAAAUGCGCCAAAACUUAUUCAAUUCCAGAAAAGAAUCUUAUAAUUGAUGCAGGAACUCCCAUAUACAUUCCUCUUUUAGGUUUACACUAUGAUCCCAAAUACUUCAAAAACCCAGACAACUUCGACCCAGAAAGAUUUGCCGAUAAAAAAGUGGACAAAACCUUCUAUUUACCUUUUGGUGAUGGCCCUCGUGGAUGCAUAGGCGCGAGGUUUUCGUUGAUGGCAGUUAAAGUUGCACUACUGUACAUUUUGAGAGAAUUUGAAGUUAAACCGUCGCCGUCAAGGACUCCUACCAAGAUACGCUUUUCGCCGUAUAGUGUCUUUCUUUCUCCUUCCACAGGAAUAUAUCUGAAGUUCAAGGCGAAUAGGGUAGUUGAUUAGUUCCAGGUUUUAAUUGUCUUAAUAACGUAUAUGUCUAAGGACAAACGUGUUUGUCAAAGAAAUAUGGGCGAUAAACAGCCUUAUAUGCUAAUCAAUGGAUUGAUAAAACUAGAUU